This is a messenger RNA of Myzus persicae (green peach aphid), 1679 nucleotides long. It is a transcript of the gene Zasp66, whose product is annotated as PDZ and LIM domain protein 3. Gene Ontology annotation, cellular component: stress fiber; Z disc; adherens junction. NCBI's taxonomy places the organism in Eukaryota, Metazoa, Arthropoda, Insecta, Hemiptera, Aphididae. The record is from RefSeq and is a predicted model, not a curated record. Gene Ontology annotation, biological process: actin cytoskeleton organization; muscle structure development. Gene Ontology annotation, molecular function: muscle alpha-actinin binding; actin binding. The coding region runs from base 364 to 1521 and encodes 385 amino acids. The transcript is spliced from 12 exons.
GGUCCAUUGUACGACGACGAAGACGACGUAUCGCCGUAAUAACGUCGUCGGCUUAUAGACAUACACCGUAAUACCGCGAACUGUGCCCGUCGUAUACCUACAUAAUAUAUCACUGCCUAUCGUUGUCGUGAUCGAUUGCGGCCGCCAUUUCCGGUUGCUCGUCCUCCACAUCCGGACCGUCGCCGCGCAGCUUCCUCACGGCAGCCGCUGCAGAUCGACCGCCCACGCGCCAUACUAUAUAUAUAUAUAUAGAGAGAGAUACAUAUCACACGCACGCGCGACAGCGAUAUUUUAUAGCAGUUGCACUAUAUUAUAGUGACUAGCUACGAUCAGCCAUAGGACGUGGUGACCGGUGCAAUCGUCAUGGGUUCGAAGAAACCGAGCACGUGGUCCGUGACGCUCAAGAGAGACGGCAAGUCUCAACCGUGGGGCAUCCGAUUGGCCGGUGGAGCGGAUCUUAACACGCCGCUGAUCAUAACCAAAGUCUACGCCAGAUCACCCAGUGAAAGUAGCCUGAGAGUGGGCGACAUCGUACGGAAAAUCGAAGUGUACGACGCUCGAGACUUGAGACAUUUGGACGCUCAAAAUUUGUUCGGCAACGCCGACCAGUCAAUAACUCUAGUCAUCCAAAGGGAUGCUCCUCAGUUCAACGGCAGCAGCAGCAACAGCAGCCCAAUUCCAGUAUCCAAUAACCAUCAACUCAAUCAGCAGCAGCACGCUACCGCGCGACCAAUCGGAAACGGUCUUUACGGUUACGAGCGGUCCGUCCAGUCACCCGUCAACAAUUUCUGCCGUUUCCCCCCGUCACUGGUCGACAGUCCGUCUCCGUACGACUGGGACGAAGCACAUGACCAGGUGGCGCUUGACCAACAGCCAUACAGAACGAACCCGUUGGUGUUGCCCGGAGCCAAGGUCAAGAGGGACCCGCCCAAGACCGAGUCAUACUUACGCCACCAUCCAAACCCGAUGAUGAGAGCGCAUCCGUCACACCACGAUCAACCCAUGGACACGCUGAUGAAACAAAAGGUCACGGACACGGUGUUGCAACGGAUAAGCAGCGAGGAAGCUAAGUCAAGACCCGGUAGACAGGUGGUGCACAAACAGUUUAACUCGCCAAUCGGUCUUUAUUCCGAGGAAAACAUCGCUCAUUCAAUCAAAUCGCAAACAGGAUAUACUCCGCACAAGAAGACUGUGCAGUACGAUCCAGCAAAAUCUGAAACGUAUAAGGCGAUCCAAGAAUCAGAACACGGAGACUUCCACGCUCAAGAGAUAUCGAAGCCAGUGCAACCGAAAGUAUUCACGCCUGUCCAAGGAACGGUAAAAAAAGCUCCGAUUAGCAACGGCCAUGGCCAUCCAAAUCAUAAUAAGUUGUCAGCUCCCUAUCAUCCAAAUCCAGGACGUGUAUCUCCACAACCUCAUCCAACUGCGCCACACCCAAAUGCCAAUUACGUUUCCACUGAUGAAAUCCAUCAAAGUGGGAGUUUCAAGCGCUUGAUGCACAUGGUUAUGACCGAAAACUAAAUGUGAACUAAAUAAAUAAAUAAAUAAACUAUUCAAUUAUUGUAUUUAAAUUUUAAAAGUAAGACAGAAAUGUUAGAAAGGAAAUGUGUAUUAUUUAAAUCAUUUAACAUUUUUAUACUUUCAUCUGUAUAUAUUUAUAUAAAUUGUUAUUGACAAUA